Schistosoma curassoni is the source of this 3426-nucleotide messenger RNA. The record is from the annotation of a GenBank genome assembly. Lineage: Eukaryota; Metazoa; Platyhelminthes; Trematoda; Strigeidida; Schistosomatidae.
AUGUUAACAAGUUAUAUGAAUACAAGAAAGCCAACAGUAUUUAAUUGUCGAAUCAGUAGCAGUAGUAGUAACAGUAAUGAAGAUAAAAGUCUUGAUAAUAACUGUAGUAACCAUUCAGCAACAAAUAUUAUGGCACAGUUUGUGUGUAGUCGGUCGAAAUCUAUUCAACAUGCCAGUAAUAACAAUACUGGUACCACUUCUAUUAAUACUAAUACUACUGCUACUCCUAAUAAUUCUAAUCAUAACAGUGUCGUCGGAGAUGGUAUGAACAAAUUUAAUAACACUUUAAAUAAUCAUGUCCUGAUGUCAGACCCAUUUGUUGACACUACCACUUCUACUACUCACACUAUUAAUCAUAUUAAUAAGGACUUUGGCAUAAAAAACAUUUUAACGGAGCGGAAUAUAUUUGAUAAAUUUUUAAGUUGUUUUCGCCCAUUUAUUUAUCUUAUCCAAAAACAGAAGUCCUUUCCCUCAUCAGAUCAAGACUUACCAUGGGAAGUCCCAUUUGAAUCAGUGACCGAUUUAGUAUGGAUCGGGUCUGGUGCACAAGGUGUGGUUUUUCGUGGUUGUUUUCGUGAUGAAUUGAUCGCUGUGAAAAAAGUUAAUAAACAGUCUGACACAGAUAUUCGUCAUUUACGUUAUUUAAACCAUCCGAACGUUAUUAAAUUCAAAGGAGUUUGUGUGGAACAACCGUGUUACUGUAUACUUAUGGAAUAUUGUCCAUAUGGUCAGUUGUAUGAAAUAAUACACUCAGGCAACCCUAUAUCACCAUCUUUGAUUUGUUCAUGGGUUAAACAGAUCGCCAAUGGAAUGCAUUAUUUACAUUCAUGUAAAAUAAUUCACAGAGAUCUCAAAUCACCAAAUGUUUUAAUCGGUUAUAAUCACGUAUUAAAAAUAUCCGAUUUUGGUGCAUCUCGUGAAUGGACAGAGAAUUCUACUAAAAUGUCAUUUACUGGCACUGUAGCUUGGAUGGCACCUGAAGUAAUACGUAAUGAACCUUGUUCAUUUAAAGUUGAUGUAUGGUCUUAUGGUGUACUUUUAUGGGAGUUAUUAACCGGUGAAAUUCCAUAUCAUAAUGUUGAUUCAACUGCGAUUCUAUGGGGUGUUGGCAGCGAAAAUCUUCGUUUACCAGUUCCAGUGACAUGUCCUUCAGAAUUACGUGUACUUAUGAAAACAUGUUGGAAUAUCAAGCCAAGGAAUCGUCCCAGUUUUCGUCAAAUUCUAUCGCAUUUAAAUGUAACCUGUUCACGUUUACUACAGUACACUGAUGAUGAAUUCAUUUCAUUGCGUCAACUAUGGAAAGAAGAAAUCACUGUUUACCUUCAAGAUAUUCGACUUGAAGGUCAGUGUACACCAAAACUUGAAGUGAUGUUAAUUCGUCGUCGACGUGAAGAAUUAUGUCAUGCACAAGAUAUUCGACGUUGUUAUGAUGAUAAACGUGAAAGAGCUAAUGAAUUAUAUAUGGAAUUGAAAAUAUUAUUAGCUGAAUGCGAAGAAGAAAAACGUAAAGCUCAACGAGAACGUUUACACUAUGAAUCGCUUAUUCAAGAGCUCAAUACUAAUCGAAAACAACAAAAUGAAUUAAAUCAACAAAAAUGUUCAACUGAAGAGAAAAAAUUUGUUGACAAUGAAAAAUUUCAAUAUUUCAAUGAUAUAGAAAAUACAAAUGAUUGUAUUACUACUCAUUCAAAUAAACAACAAUUUCCUUUUUCAACUUUGUCAACAUUUUCAUUAGGACGUAAAUUAAGUGAUUUCUAUUAUCGUCGACGUAAUGAUUUCAAAUUUACUAAAUCUAUUUUACAAUCAUCAUUAUUAUUACCAUUAUCUAUUGGGAAUAAUAAUACACAUUCAUCUAUUCAUACUACUGAUAUCAUUCAUAAAAGUAAUAUAAAUAGAUUGGAAUUAUUAAAAAAUCAUCAUUAUUAUUUUACAAUACCAAAUAGCUUAGAACAAUUUAAUGAGAUUUAUUAUUUAGGUUAUCUUAUAUAUAACAAUUUAUUUAAUAAUACUACUACUAAUAAUAAUAUUAGUAGUAGUUGUAGUUCACGAGUUAAUAAAAAACAAAAAUGUCCAUUUUGUGGUAAUCUCUAUUCAUCAUUAAUAAAUAAUAUGGAAUUUUUAAAAUCCUACCAUCAUCAUCAUCAUCGUAAUAAUCAUCAUCUACGUAGAGCAUUAACAUUAUCAAUGUUAGAAUAUAAAUUAAAAGAUCAACAAUUAACCGAUUCAUCUAUGAUUUAUAAUGAAUUAUACAAUACUACUAAUGAUAAUAAUAAUAAUAAUAAUAAUAAUAAUAAUAAUAAUAAUAGUAAUAUACAACCAAGUUCACUUCUACAUAAUACUAAAAAACAAUUCGCCAGUACAAAUAGUUUGCAUCAACUUGUAAAUGUCCCUUCUCCUCCACCACCGCCAGCAUAUGACUCUGUAAUAACAACUGACAAUCAAGUCGUACGAGGAGGUCAUCAUCAAUAUGUACCAGAACAAACCAUGGUAAGAUCGAAUUUCACUCAAAUAAGUGAUAUUCACAACAAAAACAAUAAUAACGGUAGUCAAACAUUCUGUAAUCAUCAUGAUCAUCGAACUGAUGUCACUUCUUCACCUUCAUCGGUAAAAUCUGUACAUCAUCAGUUAAAAGAUACUGUGAAAAUUACCUGUAGUCGUACAACCGAUAUCACCACCACGUACACUACUACUACUACUUCUAAUUUGAAGGGCAACGAUAAUUCAACCAAUAAUUCCGACAAGAUUCAAUUCGAUGUAAUGUUAAAUCCAACCAUAAAUGAAAAUAAGAAAACAAUGACAAAUGAUAAUGAAAUGUUGUUUAAAACCGGUUUAUCAAAAACAACAAUUAAGAUUGACAAUGAAGAAUCCAAAGAAGAUAAAAUGGCUGGAAUUCAUGUUAAUGUGAUAAAUUGGCUUAAUCCUGCAAACAAUUCAAUAAAUGUUCAUCAAUCAUCAAAUGUAAAUAAUUUAACAUCGAAAUAUUAUCCAACCAAUUAUCGAUUAAAACGUUCUAUUAGUCAAGAUUCUUUAUUAUGUUACUUAAAAAAAUUACAAUCAAUAAAAAAUAUCAAUGAAAAAUAUACUAAUAUCAAUACUACUCAUAACGAUAAUAAUAAUACUACUGAUAAAGAUAAUCAUACUACUGAUAAUGAUGAUCAUAAUAAUACUACUAUUAAAUCAUUAAAAAAUCAAUUUCCUCUGAUCAAUAAAAAAUUCUCUUCAUGUAUAUCAAUAUUUUCAUUAAUCAAUUAUUAUAAAUCAUCACAAUUAUCAUAUUUAACAAGUUUUAAAGAAUUCUCUAAUAAUCAUAUUUAUCAUCAAUUGAAAGUAAUGAAUGAACGGGAUUAUUUUAAAGCAAAUAUAAUUCAUAAAUCUUUUAUACAUUCUUAUCAACCUCAACAACUAUCUUCAAAUGAUGAAAGGUAA